AUAUUAUACUCUUUACUUCAUUACUCCUUAAAUAGGACAGAUUCCUGGCUUUAUCUCUUCAAUGUACGUAGUUGAGACUUUCUUCUUUUCACCAAGUUUUUGUACUAAAAUGGCUUCCCUUUUCUCUCUUUCUUCUGUACUCAUUUUCUUUUUGUACAUCAGCUUUGCUUCUGCAACUGUUCUUAAUGAUAUACUGGAAAAUGGAGACUUUGAGGAAGGGCCAAAGUCAUCAGAUCUAAAGAAAACAGUGAUCAUUGGCAAAUACUCCUUGCCUGAAUGGGAAAUCAGCGGUAUAGUGGAGUGGGUAUCCGCUGGGCCUCAGCCAGGCGGCUUCUACUUCCCGAUCCCUCGUGGGAUCCAUGCGGUUCGGUUAGGGAAUGAGGCUGCCAUCUCUCAGUAUGUGAAUGUGAAGCCAAGGGCAAUAUAUUCCCUCACAUUUGGAGCCACUAGGACUUGUGCUCAAAAUGAGGUCCUUAGGGUCUCAGCUGGAAGCAUGUCAAGUGAUCUUCCCAUUCAGACACUGUAUAGUGCCGAUGGAAGUGACACUUACGCGUGGGCUUUCGAAACAACAUCUGAUUUUGUUAAGAUUGCAUUUCACAACCCUGGUAACCAAGAAGAUCCAACCUGUGGACCUCUAAUAGACCAUGUCGCAAUCAAGGAAAUGCGUCCUAUAACAUAUACUAAAGGUAACUUGGUGAAAAAUGGUGGAUUUGAAGCUGGUCCGCAUGUAUACAAGAACUUCUCAACAGGGGUGCUCAUAUUGCCUUUGAAACAACACAAGUACUCACCAAUUCCAGGGUGGAUGGUUCAGUUUGUAAAACCAGUGAAAUAUAUUGACUCAAAGAAUUUCUUAGUGCAUUCAGGAAGUGCAGCUGUUGAAUUGAUAGGAGGAAGGGAAACAGGCAUUGCACAGAUCGUAAGAACAGUCCCCAAACAAUUCUACAACCUGACUUUCACCAUUGGCGAUGCAAAGAAUGACUGCCAUGGAUCAAUGACAGUUAAAGCAUUUGGUGGCAAGGCCAGUACACAAGUUUCCUUUGUAUCAAAAGGAAAGGGGUGGUUCAAGACUGCAAGCCUCGAGUUCCAAGCAGAUAAAACUAGGACAACAAUAGCUUUCUAUAGUCCAUACUAUCACACAAAGAUAGAUAACUCCGGUCACAUGUGUGGACCUGUCAUCGAUGAUGUUAGUCUCGUUCAUGUCCGUAAAUAAGCAGACGGAAGUGAGCAUACUGAGAAAAGGUCAUUUUCAAGACAAAUUUUAGUAGGAAUUCAUUUUUCUCUUUUCAAGCAGGUGAACACAUAUGUGAAGAAGGGUAGUAAAAUCUACCAUUGCUUUUAUGAUUUU
Molecule: messenger RNA, 1345 nt
Organism: Lycium barbarum (goji berry)
Lineage: Eukaryota; Viridiplantae; Streptophyta; Magnoliopsida; Solanales; Solanaceae
Product: protein DUF642 L-GALACTONO-1,4-LACTONE-RESPONSIVE GENE 2-like
Exons: 3
Coding region: 62-1210 (382 amino acids)
Source: RefSeq, a predicted model, not a curated record